UAAGCCUCUUCUUAUCCUCUUUAUUAAUCAUCAUUUGGUUAAUCUUCCGUAUUAUCGUUUCAAAAUAUGCCUUUGGAAUUAUAUAACUUGUUCUUUAAUAUUUGACUUGAUUUUCUUUAUUUUCUGUAGAAAUUCUCCCAUACUUUCCACUCUCUUUAUUUCGCCAAAAGUUGUUUUUGACUGUGCAGCUAGUGCAAGUGGCCAAGUAGUUGCUUCCUGCUUCAUUUGUGUGUGUUUUCUAAUUUAGUAUGAUUUUUCUUUUUAAAGAAACAACUUUUUUACUGGUAGAAGAUAUGGGUCUGGAUCUAGGAUUUCAGGUUCAAGCAAUGAUGUUAUUCAUAAAUGUUAUUUUUUGAACUUAAUCUUUUAUGUUAUCAUUUUUCAGUGAAUUUUAAGGCUAGGGUUUGUUCAUGCUUUAAAAGUUUUAGCAUAUUUUAAGCCCUUUUGCUUUAAACUAUUAAAACCAAGACUUUGUUUUUUGGCUUAGAAAUUUUAAUAGUGUUUUAGUUUGGGCUAGGAUCUUGGUUAAGAAAUAUGGAAAAAAAACAUAAAGUAGUAAACUUUGGUUUAUGUUACAUGUUGUUUGAGUUUUAACAAUAGUAGUAGUUAAUGCAACCCUUGAUUUGUUUACCUUUCGUUUGUUUUCCUUUAAGCUUCUUAAUUUAGCAAAUUCAGCUGUUUUACCGUGGUUUUGAAAUCCAAUAAAAUAUUUUUGUUGCCUAUUUCUUUUAUAUUCAAAAAAUGGCAAUCUUGGAUGUUUGAUAAGUCUUUUAAACACUUCUUCUUAGUCUUUAAACUUGUUUAUAGCUUACUCCAAGCCUUUAUAAUGUGAUUAUAUAUAUGAAAAAGUUCCCCCUUUUCAAGCUUGUCUUGGAAGACGCCAGAAUCUGGGUUUUCAUUUUGAGAUUGACACGCAUUGUCAAUUGACAAUGAGAGAGAGCACGCUUGUUGCCAUUCAUGCAAGGGCAUGGAUGUAUACAAGUGUGCUCUCUGUCGUUGUCAUAUGAUUUGUUCAAAGCUGUCAUUUCUCGGUAUCUAUCUCUGUUGCUGCAAUAGCUAGCAGGUGAUUUAGGGCGCUGGGAUAUGAACCUCCGAGAAUCCUCCAAUUUGCAAAAGGAAAAAACAUAGAAAAAAUUGAACAUACCUGUACUGGUUACAUAGUUGUUUCUAACACUCGUUCCCCUAGCAUAGCUUGAAACUGCUACAUUCAAAGUCUGCUGUUGCUAAACUGUUUUGAUUUUCAGUUGGUUCAAACUCUUUAAUCACUGCCCUUAUCCGGCCAUAAUAGAGCCCUAACAAGGAGUUCUUCUGGGUGGAAUUUGAUAAUUUCCUAUUGCUGGGACUUACCUCUUUGUCAUCCUUUUUGGAGUAGGAAUGAUAGCGGUUAAUGUGUACCAGGGCUUAGCGAGUGACCGGUAUUGGACAGGGAUGCUCGAAGAAAAAUUAAGAGUCCCGAGUUACGUAGUUGCAAAUAGAGAACAAGUGUAUGGGUUUUGAGCAGUUAUGGUUUAUUUAGAUUUUUCAUCUACCAAUUUCUAACCAAUCCCACUUGGAAGAAACCAUCUGAUUUCAACCCUAACCCUAAUUUAUUACAGUCAUAGCAUAUAUAGUACCAAAAACAGCUUUUCCUAAACCUUGAUGUUAGUUUUGUCAUGGAUUGUUAAACCAGUACGAAAAAGAGUAUGCAUCAUUACAAGAGCAGGGCAGGGUUUUCUUUUCUUGCCCAAGGGCAAAGAACUGCCUGAUUUACAUUUUGUAGUGGACCCUAAUAUAAUAAUAUCAUUUUAGCCAAUUCUGACAGCUUCUGAGAAGUGACUGAUGGACUCCAUUUUAACCCUUUUGGUUGAUGCGUGGCCAGUGGCCAUGGUGACUUGAGACCUAUGUUUAUGCAUUGCCAUCUUCGCUGUGAAGUUUUUUAUUCAAGCAACCAUUAUCUCUUAUUCGAUCGCUAUUGUUAUUUAAUUACGUGGAAAUGGAAAAGAAUACGUUAAUAUGUACAGUCAGCAUUCCUUAUUAUUUAAUAGAAGAGUGAAUAGUUUGAUCAAUAUUUUUAAAGGUGGUGACUAAAUAAUUUUUUUUAUUGACAAAAACAGGAACAAUGUUAACGUGGUAGUUUAUCAUAUAUUUGAAAAGCGAAGGCAAAAAUUUAAGCAAAUAAUACACAUGAAUUUUUUUUAAUAAAGUAACAGUACACGAACUAAAUUGACUCUCCGUAAAACUUAAAUUAGCUGUAUAUGAAAAAAAAAAAAUGUUUAUUGGUCAAAUAGAGAGCUGAGUAAUAGGUAGAAGAUAGAGCAAGCUAUGCUAUAAAUAUCCCUUCUGCUUCUAAGCAUUUGAAGUUAGAAAACGGCAGCCAAUGAGUUACUGUACGUUAGCCGUUGUCGGGAACUUCACUUACCCGUCGACUUCAACUUCAAAUCCGAACCCAAAAGUCUCCAUCUCCAACUCGACCCAACGCAGAAAAGAAUUCAUUUCUCUCUUAAAGAAUUGCAAAGACGCCAACCAAAUCCUACCAAUACAUGCCAAAAUCAUUAGAACGGGCCAUGACCAAGAUCCUUUCAUCCUCUUCGAGCUUCUUCGUCUUAGCUCCACUUUAUCCUCCGUUAAUUAUGCCUCCACCAUCUUUCAACUGGUCCAUAACCCAAAUGUGUUCCUCUACACUGCUCUCAUUGAUGGGUUUGUUUCGGCUGGUUCCUACUCUGAUGGGAUUAGCCUUUAUUUUCAAAUGAUUAAUCGAUUUAUUGUGCCGGAUAAGUAUGUGAUCACCUCGGUUUUGAAAGCUUGCGGGUCUCGUUUUGCUUUGAGAGAAGGAAAAGAGGUUCAUUGCCAAGCUUCGAAACUUGGGUUAAGCUCGAAUAGAUCGAUAACCAUGAAGCUGAUGGAGUUUUAUGGGAAGUGUGGGGAAUUUGAUGAUGCAAGGAAAUUGUUUGAUAAAAUGACGGAAAGAGAUGUUGUUGCCUCAACGAUCAUGAUCAAUUGUUUUCUUGACCAUGUAUUGGUAGAGCAGGCUAUUGAGGUUUUUGAUCGGGUAAGGGUUAAGGAUACUGUUUGCUGGACCGCGAUGAUUGAUGGGUUGGUGAGGAAUGGGGAGAUGAACAUGGCUUUGGAGAUGUUUAGGGAAAUGCAAAAGGAGAAUAUGAGUCCUAAUGAAGUUACUAUUGUUUGUGUUUUGUCAGCGUGCUCGCAAUUGGGAGCGUUAGAGCUUGGAAGAUGGGUUCAUUCGUACAUUGGAAAACACCAUAGGAUUGAGCUUAAUCAUUUUGUUGGCGGUGCACUGAUCAGUAUGUAUUCGAGGUGUGGUGAUAUCGAUGAGGCUGAACGUAUUUUUGCAAUGAUGAAAGAGAGAAAUGUGAUUACGUACAAUUUAAUGAUUUCAGGGCUUGCUAUGCAUGGGAAGAGUAUUCAAGCAAUUGAGAUUUUUCGAGGAAUGAUUAAGCAGGGGCUUUUGCCAACUAGUGUUACUUUUGUUGCUAUUUUGAAUGCCUGUAGCCAUGGAGGUUUGGUGGAUUUGGGGUUUGAGAUGUUCCAUUCUAUGAGUAGAGAUUAUGGGAUUCCACCACAGAUAGAGCACUAUGGAUGUAUUGUUGACCUUCUUGGUCGUGUAGGUCAUCUAAAAGAAGCUUAUAAUUUCAUUCAGAAUAUGGAAAUAGCACCUGAUCAUGUCAUGUUGGGGUCCUUGCUGAGUGCUUGUAAGAUUCAUGGAAACUUUGAAUUAGGCGAACAAGUUGCGAGAAUUUUAAUGAAUCAUGGAGUGGUAGAUUCGGGUACUUACGUUCUGCUGGCAAAUAUCUAUGCUUCAUCAGGGAAAUGGAAAGAAGCAGCUCAAAUAAGGGCAAAGAUGAAGGAGGGUGGAAUCCAAAAAGAACCAGGUUGUAGCUCCAUUGAAGUGAACAAUGAGAUACACGAGUUUCUUCUGGGAGACCUAAGGCACCCUCAAAAGGAAAAAAUAUAUAACAAGUUAGAGGAGUUGAACCAAGUAUUAAAAGAAGCAGGACAUAUUCCAGCAACAGAUGCUGUUUUGCAUGAUAUUGAAGACUGGGAGAAAGAGCAGUCUUUAGCAAUACACAGCGAGAGGCUUGCUAUAUGCUAUGGUCUAAUUUCUACUAAACCAUGUACUACAAUAAGGGUUGUAAAAAACUUGAGGGUUUAUGAUGAUUGUCACUCAAUGAUCAAGCUCAUUGCUAAGAUUACUGGAAGGAAAAUUGUGGUAAGGGAUCGCAAAAGAUUCCACCAUUUUGAGAAUGGGAAUUGCUCUUGUGGAGAUUACUGGUGAUUAAGAAUGAAGAUCCAAGCAUGAAGAUUGAGUAAAGCUACGGUUCGGCCAGCAUUGCUUGUAACAUUUUCAUUGUUAUUCCUCUGUAGGAACUCUUUUGAACAGAGGAAGCUUAUGACAUAUACAAGUAAUCUGUAAAUAACAUGUCUUAUGUGGUGUUAGAUAGAAAGGUUAUAGAAAGUUCUGUUGGAAAAGGAUGGUUGCUGAGGUGAAGGUGGAAACCGGAGAAACGCUUGACUUCUAUGAUGGAAGACGGUUGAUGGAACAUAAAGUAUAUGGCAAUUUCAAACCUUAUAUUGAUAGAAUUCUAAUCCGAGGAGGUUGCCGUGAUUUACAACAAUGCAUUUGCCAAGCAUGUGGGAUUCAUUAAUCUAAUCGGUAAUUUCCAUCGUUGAGGUCUUGAUCUGUCAGUAAUCAGUCAUAGAUUGCUUUUGUAACAAAGAUGAAGUAGCUAGAAAGAAGACAAAAGGCUUGAAGGAAUGUCUUGCGGGAAGCAUCGUCAGGGUACAAUUCUGGCCCAGAAGCAGAUUAGUUAUAAAACCAUGUGAAGCUCACAACUCACUUUUAUUUUCAUCCAUGGAUGCAAUGAUAAAACCCUUCUACAAAGUUUCUUUUUUGUGUAUAACUAAACUAUGAAAUAUUCGUUCAUCAGUCUUAUUUAAAGUCACCAAGACAUCCUUCUGUGAGCUAA
This is a messenger RNA of Gossypium arboreum, 4964 nucleotides long. RefSeq names its product putative pentatricopeptide repeat-containing protein At5g59200, chloroplastic. The record is from RefSeq and is a predicted model, not a curated record. The transcript has 5 exons. Gene Ontology annotation, molecular function: protein binding; zinc ion binding; RNA binding. The coding region runs from base 2357 to 4273 and encodes 638 amino acids. NCBI's taxonomy places the organism in Eukaryota, Viridiplantae, Streptophyta, Magnoliopsida, Malvales, Malvaceae. Gene Ontology annotation, biological process: RNA modification.